Messenger RNA from Anopheles cruzii, 2459 nucleotides. RefSeq names its product E3 SUMO-protein ligase PIAS2 (gene Su(var)2-10). The record is from RefSeq and is a predicted model, not a curated record. Gene Ontology annotation, molecular function: transcription coregulator activity; SUMO ligase activity; zinc ion binding. Lineage: Eukaryota; Metazoa; Arthropoda; Insecta; Diptera; Culicidae. Gene Ontology annotation, biological process: protein sumoylation; regulation of transcription by RNA polymerase II. The coding region runs from base 228 to 2168 and encodes 646 amino acids. The transcript is spliced from 11 exons.
UGUGCUUCGCAACUCUGAUAAAUUUGGUGCUAUACAACUUUCUGCAACAGUUGAAUCAAUUAGUUAACCUUACUAUUCAGAUGCUCAAAUGGCUUUCACACAAAUCUAGACAGCGAAACGAUUGCUCCCUAGAUUAUUAGCGCAAAUCUGCAAGUUCCGACAAUCCGUAUGAACAUCGUCCAAUUCUCAGUUGCCGAGUUUGAUCGGACUGAAAGCGCCAUUGGAAGAUGAGAAAAACGCGGCAAGCCGCAGAAUUUUCGGAACUAAAGGAACUAGUACACCAGCUUCGAGUGUCCGAUCUGCAACAAUUGCUUGGGGAGCACAACGUCAGUCGCAGUGGUCGUAAAACUGAGUUGAUUGAGCGUGUCCUGAUCCUUGUGCGUCAGAAUAUUUCCGUAUUGAAACAUAAAGUGCGUGACCUUCACCGUAAAGCUCUGCAGGAGACUGUAGAGUCUUCAUCCAACCUAGCGUUGCAUAGCGUAAGAGAGCAUUCGGUGCAGCCGUCCGUCAGUACAGAUACAAACCUUGCUCUAGCUGUGCAAUCGCUCAUAUCAUCUGGGUUGUAUGUAGGUGCUAACAGCGACAAAACUAGCGUUCCAAACAACAAUAAUAGUAUCCACGCCGUGUCUAAUUCACGCGCUGUAGCGGGAAUGUAUCAACAACAAUAUGCAAAUACCGUUCAAAAUGAUAAUCGCGUAAGCCAAGUGCACGCGAACGGCAUUACGACUCCAGGGUAUACCGAAAAUCCAGGUUUCCCCAUUCACCCAGAUGUUCGUGUGAAAAAACUAGCAUUUUACGACGUUCUGGCCACUUUGCUUAAGCCUGCCACAUUGGUGCCUAGCAACACAACCCAGCGAGUGCAGGAGGGAUCUUUUUACUUCCAUCUGACUCCGCAGCAGGCAACGGAUGUGGCACUCAACCGUGACACGCGUAAUGCAAACCGGAUUGAGCACACUAUCCAGGUCCAGUUACGCUUCUGCCUAUUGGAAACAUCCUGCGAGCAGGAAGACUACUUUCCUCCGAAUAUCGUCGUGAAAGUGAACAACAAGUUGUGUCCGUUACCGAAUCCCAUUCCUACCAACAAACCCGGAGUUGAACCAAAGAGACCUCCGAGGCCGGUCAACAUUACACCAAACGUUAAGCUUUCCCCAGUUGUAGCGAAUCACAUAACCGUAUCAUGGUGCACUGAAUACAACCGCGGUUAUGCUGUUGCUUGCUAUUUGGUACGCAAAUUAACAUCCGUUCAACUCUUGCAACGGAUGAAAUCAAAAGGAGUGAAGCCUGCGGACUACACCAGAGCAUUAAUAAAAGAAAAACUGAAUGAAGAUGCAGAUUGUGAAAUAGCUACAACCAUGCUGAAAGUAUCACUUAUUUGCCCUCUGGGUAAAGCUCGCAUGAUAACUCCGUGUCGGGCUUCUACUUGCUCCCAUCUGCAAUGUUUCGACGCAAGACUAUACCUUCAGAUGAAUGAGCGAAAACCUACUUGGAACUGCCCCGUGUGUGACAAACCGGCUGUUUAUGAUAAUUUAGUUAUCGAUGGCUAUUUCCAAGAAGUAUUAGAUUCAAAUAAGUUGUCGUACGAGGAUACGGAAAUUCAACUUCACAAAGAUGGAUCUUGGAGCACGCACAUAAAGCAAAGUGAAUUUUGUGACGAAUCUCCUGGAAAAGCCAUCCAGAAAGUGGAAGUUAUUUCGGAUGACAUAGAAGUUAUUACUACCGAUCCUCCCAAAAAUACCAUCGUUCCGCAGACAUCUGUCAUCUCACCUAAUGAGCCCACCUCUACAACAACUUCCAACGAAACGGUGGACCUAACACUCAGCGAUACGGACGAUGAAGGGUCACAUAAAAAGAAAACUAAUAACGGCAGAUCGACAAGCAGCUCUAACAAUCCUUCUUCAUCUUCCGCUUUGACUGGCAACGCUUCGGCUGGUUCCGCUGCAUUAACGAGAUCCAAAGUCAAUGAGGAUCCAUCAUCGUCCGUGAUAUCUCUAGAUUCGCCAUCUCCACCAUCCACACCCAACCCUUCACACAACGGCAACAAUAAUGAUGUUUCUUCAACAACCACCUUAUCACUGGCAUAUAACCAUCAGCAGCAACAAUCCCCCGGUGGAACAAGCGCUGAUCAAGUGAGUAAUUUUCAAAUCAAUCCUCUGGCUCUCAAUAGGUGAGAAAAUAGCAGCAGCAGAGUUGUGACCAUUUACGAAUGAAUACGAAUUACGGAGAAAGAAUCAACUGCAUGCGGUGUUGCAGGAUGCUAUAAGGAAUAAUACAUUUUCAUACAUUAUUUAAACUUUUUUUCGUUAAUAAUAAAUUUUCAAUUUCGCUUACAUGAAUUCUGACAACAACGCGUUGGAAAGUUACAGUACAACUACGAAAAUAAGAAUCCAUUAUAAUAAUAGCAACUUAAUUAAUAUCAUUUCAACAAAUCCAUAAGCAUUCAAUGGAAGAAUUCAUUUCUU